Molecule: messenger RNA, 1274 nt
Organism: Brachypodium distachyon (stiff brome)
Lineage: Eukaryota; Viridiplantae; Streptophyta; Magnoliopsida; Poales; Poaceae
Product: tropinone reductase homolog At5g06060
Exons: 1
Coding region: 270-1082 (270 amino acids)
Molecular function (GO): oxidoreductase activity
Source: RefSeq, a predicted model, not a curated record
UGCACACUCUUAAUUAAAGAUUUCAUCGGCCAGCAAACAGAAGACUAAAAGCAAAAAGGACCCAUCCCUGCCUAGAAAUUAUCUAUGUUCCUUGUCUGUGUAAAUACGUUGGGUGGCGAAUCCAAUACUAACUAACUAUAGUAACUUACCUAGGUAAGCAUAUGCUCUGCAACAAGACAAUCACACAAACAGAGUAUAUAGCUUAGCCACCAUGCAUAGCUGCUGGAGGUGGACUGAACCCAAAACCAUCUUGAUUAUAGCUGAUACCGAUGGCAAGGGAUGAUUCUUCAGAGAAGCUCCGGUGGAGCCUGGCCGGCAAGACGGCGCUGGUCACCGGAGGAACCAAAGGGAUCGGCCACGCCAUCGUCGAGGAGCUAGCUGCCCUCGGUGCCAGGGUGCACACCUGCUCUCGCAACGCCGCCGACCUUGACCGAUGCCGCCGGCAAUGGCAGAGCAAGGGCCUCCACCACAUCACCGCCUCCGUCUGCGACGUCUCGGUUCGCGCAGACAGGGAGAGCCUCGUCGACACCGUCCGCGGCCUCUUCCACGGCGACCUCCACAUCCUCGUCAACAACGCCGGCCAGUCACUCUACAAGCCCGCCGCCGAAACCACGCCGGACGAUUACGCCCGCCUCAUGGCCAUCAACCUCGACCCCUGCUUCCACCUCGCCCAGCUCGCGCACCCGCUGCUCCGGCAUGCCAAGGCGUCCUCGGUCGUCUACAUGUCCUCCGUCACCGGCUUCAUCGCCUACCCGGCGCUCUCCGUCUACUCACUCACCAAGGGGGGAAUGCACCAGCUCUCCAGGAGCCUCGCUGCAGAGUGGGCGGCGCAAGGCAUCCGUGUCAACUGCGUCGCCCCUGGCGGCGUCGAAACCGAGUUCUCCGCCAACACGCUCGCCACAGACCCGGACAUGGCACGGAGGCUCGCCGAGAUGGAGACGGCAAGGGUGCCCAUGCGCCGCUUCUGCAAGCCCCAUGAGGUCGCCGCCCUCGUCGCCUUCCUCUGCAUGCCCGGCGCCGGAUACAUCACCGGCCAGGUCAUCUGCGUCGACGGCGGACGCACCAUAGCAGCCAAGCUAUGAGAAAAGCAAACAUAUAUGAAGUAAACAGAUGUUGUAUCAGAUGUCCCUAGCUGCAAUGCAAUGCAGACCAUGUUUUGUUCUUCAGUCAGAUUCAGGUGCUUCAAAAUGAUGGCAAUGGUCAGUAUUCAUCUGCAUCCUUUGAAAGGUGCAAUCAAUGCCAUAUGAAUUUACAAGGGAAAGUGACAGAAAAAA